This is a messenger RNA of Trichechus manatus latirostris (Florida manatee), 1267 nucleotides long. It is a transcript of the gene CLN6, whose product is annotated as CLN6 transmembrane ER protein. The record is from RefSeq and is a predicted model, not a curated record. The coding region runs from base 1 to 909 and encodes 302 amino acids. Lineage: Eukaryota; Metazoa; Chordata; Mammalia; Sirenia; Trichechidae. The transcript has 7 exons. Gene Ontology annotation, biological process: lysosome organization. Gene Ontology annotation, cellular component: membrane; endoplasmic reticulum.
AUGGUGCAGGUAAAACUCCUAGCGCAGCAAACAGUUGGCAUUCAUCUGGUUCCUUCCAGGCACGGCUCCAUCAAGGCUGAUGAGGCUGCCCCAGCUCCCUUCCACGUCGACCUCUGGUUCUACUUCACCCUGCAGAACUGGGUUCUGGACUUUGGCCGCCCCAUUGCCAUGCUGGUGUUCCCUCUGGAAUGGUUUCCGCUCAACAAGCCCAGUAUGGGGGACUACUUCCACAUGGCCUACAACAUCAUCACACCUUUUCUUCUGCUCAAGCUCAUCGAGCGGUCCCCACGGACCCUGCCACGCUCCAUGAUCUACGUCAGCAUCAUCACCUUCAUCAUGGGUGCCAGCAUCCACCUGGUGGGUGACUCUGUGAACCACCGUCUGCUCUUCAGUGGCUACCAGCACCACCUGUCUGUACGUGAGAACCCCAUCAUCAAGAACCUCAAACCAGAGACUCUGAUCGACUCCUUUGAGCUGCUCUACUAUUAUGACGAGUACUUGGGCCACUCCAUGUGGUAUAUCCCCUUCUUCCUCAUCCUCUUCAUGUACUUCAGCGGCUGCUUCACACCCACCAAAGCUGAGAGCUCGAUGCCAGCGGCAGCCCUGCUCCUAGUGGUGCCCAGUGGCCUGUACUACUGGUACCUGGUCACCGAGGGCCAGAUCUUCAUCCUCUUCACCUUCACCUUCUUCGCCAUGCUGGCCCUCGUCCUGCGCCAGAAGCGCAAGCGCCUCUUCCUGGACAGCAACGGCCUCUUCCUCUUCCACUCCUUCGCCCUCACCCUCCUGCUUGUGGCGCUCUGGGUCGCCUGGCUGUGGAACGACCCCGUACUCAGGAAGAAGUAUCCGGGCGUCAUCUACGUCCCUGAGCCCUGGGCCUUCUACACCCUCCAUGUCAGCAGCCGGCACUGAGUCCCUGGCACCAGCCGCUGGCACUCUGCUGGGCGGGCCAUGGGCCGGGGAGGGCGUCUGAGCAGGUGUGUGUGUCCGCGAGUGUGCGUGAGUGUGUGAGCUACAGACAGAACGUGGGCAGGGCGAGUGCUGUGCACGUGGGUAGGCGUGUGUGCGUGCGUGUGCACGUGUGCACCACUGUGUGUGCCGAGUGUGUCGUAAGACUCCACUGUUUUGGCCAAGUUUCUGUGGGGUUCAGGUCUUUCGAGGUUAGUGUUAGGAAGAGCGUCCAGGCCAAGACCUGGGCCCCUUUCCUCCUUGUGCCCAACUGGACUUGGGGCCACUGACCUCGCUCCUCAGGGCUGUCUCCUGGUGGCUA